Molecule: messenger RNA, 1826 nt
Organism: Xyrauchen texanus (razorback sucker)
Lineage: Eukaryota; Metazoa; Chordata; Actinopteri; Cypriniformes; Catostomidae
Gene: ywhaz
Product: tyrosine 3-monooxygenase/tryptophan 5-monooxygenase activation protein, zeta polypeptide
Exons: 6
Coding region: 120-854 (244 amino acids)
Biological process (GO): signal transduction
Cellular component (GO): cytoplasm
Source: RefSeq, a predicted model, not a curated record
GUCCCUGCUGCGGGAGUAUGUGAGUGGGAGGGAAACCCCGUGGAUCGCACGGGAACGCGGCAGUUGAACGGUGGAACCGGAGAUUGACCCAGCACUCUCACACACAGAAUCAAGCAGCCAUGGACAAGAGCCAACAUGUGCAGAGGGCCAAACUGGCUGAGCAGGCCGAACGCUACGAUGACAUGGCCGCCUCCAUGAAGGAAGUGACGGAGCAUGGAGAGGAACUGACCGACGAGGAGAGGAACCUGCUCUCUGUGGCCUACAAGAAUGUUGUGGGUGCUCGCCGGUCCGCCUGGAGGGUGGUGUCCAGCAUUGAGCAGAAGACUGAAGGCAGCGACAAACAGCAGAUGGCUAAAGAGUACCGGGAAAAGAUUGAGACAGAGCUGAAGGCCAUCUGCAAAGACGUGCUGCAUCUCCUGGACAAGUUUCUGGUCCGCAAAACUUCUCCGGCAGAGAGCCAGGUGUUCUACCUGAAGAUGAAGGGAGACUAUUACCGCUAUCUGGCAGAGGUCGCCACAGGAGAAGAGAAAACCAAUAUCAUCCAGAAGUCUCAGGAAGGGUACCAGGCUGCUUUUGACAUCAGUAAAGACAACAUGCAGUCCACUCAUCCCAUCCGCCUGGGCCUGGCCCUCAACUUCUCUGUCUUCUACUACGAGAUCCUAAACUCACCAGAGAAGGCCUGCGAACUGGCCAAGAAGGCUUUUGAUGAUGCCAUUGCUGAGCUGGACCAGUUAACCGAGGAUUCGUAUAAAGACAGCACAUUGAUCAUGCAGUUACUAAGAGACAAUCUGACACUGUGGACCUCUGACAAUCAGGCUGAUGGUGAGGACACAGAGGAGGGACGAGAAAACUAAAGCCAACUCUACAGUGAACCUUUCAGUCAGCACAGCAAGAGAGCGAGAGAGGAUGCUGACGCUUUACAGUUCCAGCUUCAUACUCACCAGCCCGUCGUUUAUAUGUGUGUUUGGCAAUGAGAGUGUGAAGAAAAGACUGUUUCAUGACUGUGUUUGUGUACAUGUGUGUUUGUUUGGGGGGCAAACAGCAGCUGUUUGUUUAUUAAACAUGAUGUGGUGGACACACAUUGUAGUUUGUUGGCUUUAUGUGAGCUUGUACAUAAGGUGGCUGGCAUGCUUUUGCAUCACUUAUGUAAGUCACCAUGAAGCCAAUGUGACAGCGUCAUCGAACUUUGUUGUAAAUGCAUAUGUGAGCGAGCGAGAGAGUAUGAACCCAAUUUUGAGUUUUGCUAGGGGAGCGUAUAUUUAUCAGGUUUCUUGUGGCUUAGAAUAAAUUCUUCAUUUUCCUAAAGAAUCAAAGGAAACUAACCAAAAAGUCAGUAUGAAAGGAUAAUUGGCAGAUUGGGCUUGUGGAUGACAUUCUACUUCAGUUUUCAAGUGUUCGAAUUCCCAUCUGUGAAUAAUGUAAAAUCUGUCCAUGUCAUCCACAGACCUAAGAUCAAAAAGACUUGACACAUGGCUUAUACUGUAACUUUGAUAUAUACACUUAUUAACAAGAAGUCAUGCUUUUCAUGUGCUUAUCUGAUUAAUACUGUUUUCUAUUAGGAUCAUUUUGUUUUAUUUGUACUACUACUACUACUUUCUAAAUCUGUUUAGUUUCUGUUUUUUGUUUACUCUUUUGAUACUUGCUAAAAUGCAUGUGGCUUUAAUUAAUCAGGGUUGACUGGAGUUGGCUUAUCGGGCUGCUUAGAAGCUGUCUUUGGAAUUUUCAUACAGAACACUCAGCAUUAUUGUUAUUUGUUACCGAGGGUGGGAGAAGGGAUCUGGAUUUCAUGUUAGUGGAAUAAAAAAAAAAAAAAGAUAAAAAACAAA